Macaca mulatta (Rhesus monkey) is the source of this 1470-nucleotide messenger RNA. RefSeq names its product CD200 receptor 1 like (gene CD200R1L). Gene Ontology annotation, biological process: regulation of neuroinflammatory response. Lineage: Eukaryota; Metazoa; Chordata; Mammalia; Primates; Cercopithecidae. Gene Ontology annotation, cellular component: external side of plasma membrane. Gene Ontology annotation, molecular function: signaling receptor activity. The record is from RefSeq and is a predicted model, not a curated record.
CAUCACUCAGAUCUCUGCCUUUAUCUUCACGUGGUGUUCCUGUGUAUGCGCCCAGUUUUCCUCGUUUUAUAAGGGCACCAUAAGAAGCUAAGAAGUACAAAGGAAGAAAAAAAGAAAAAACCAAAGACACCAGUCAUAUUGGAUUAGGGACCAAUCUAUUUCAGCAAGGCCACAUCUUAACUAAUUAUAUCUCCAAAGACCCUAUUUCCAAAUAAGAUCAUCUUCUGAGCAAACCUCGCUGACAUUUCCCAUCAGUGGCUUAUCAGUCAAAAACGUAUAAAAUGAAAGCAAAAGUUAAAGAUAAGCAAGAUAAUGAAGAAAUACAUUUUGCAAUCCUGUUGAAGAGAGAAUAAGCAAAAGUGACCAAGAGAAACAGAUUCACUGAGUCUGUUGAUUGAUUUAAAGUGGAUUUAUGUUUAAGUAGAAAACCACUCCAAAUGCAUACUUUAGGAAAGAUGUCAGCUUCAAGAUUACUGAUCUCCAUCAUUAUCAUGGUGUCUGCUUCAAGUAGUUCAUGUAUGGAUGGAAAGCAGAUGACACAGAAUUAUUCAAAAAUGUCUGCAGAAGGUAACAUUUCACAGCCUGUACUGAUGGAUACAAAUGCUAUGCUUUGUUGCCCUCCUAUUGAGUUCAGAAAUUUGAUCGUAAUAGUAUGGGAAAUAAUCAUAAGAGGCCAGCCUUCCUGCACAAAAGCCUACAGGAAAGAAACAAAUGAGACCAAGGAAACCAACUGUACUGAUGAGAGAAUAACCUGGGUCUCCACACCUGAUCAGAAUUCGGACCUUCAGAUUCACCCAGUGGCCAUCACUCAUGACGGAUAUUACAGAUGCAUAAUGGCAACUCCUGAUGGGAAUUUCCAUCGUGGAUAUCACCUCCAAGUGUUAGUUACACCUGAAGUGACCCUGUUUCAAAGCAGGAAUAGAACUGCAGUAUGCAAGGCAGUUGCAGGGAAGCCAGCUGCUCAGAUCUCCUGGAUCCCAGCGGGGGAUUGUGCCCCUACUGAGCAUGAGUACUGGGGCAAUGGCACAGUGACUGUUGAGAGUAUGUGCCACUGGGGGGACCACAAUGCGUCUACCGUGACCUGCCAUGUCUCCCAUUUGACUGGCAACAAGAGUCUGUACAUAAAGUUGAAUUCAGGUCUCAGAACCUCAGGAUCUCCAGCGUUGGACUUACUGAUCAUUCUUUAUGUGAAACUCUCUCUUUUUGUGGUCAUUCUGGUCACCACAGGAUUUGUUUUCUUCCAGAGGAUAAAUUAUGUCAGACUGCAACAUUGGUAAGAUGAGUGAUGGUCCAGCAGUCAACUUGGGCCAUGGAUGAUGUUGAGGAUAGAAGCCACUCAGUAGGAUAGAAGAAAAGAAAGAUGGAAGAAGGAUCCUGGGCUUGAUGACCAUGAAGUUUCCCUAUAAACCCUCAACCACCUAUUCAUUGACUUCUUUUGUGUGAGAGUGAAUAAAAUUUUGUUCAUGCCAG